UCGUCUGAUACCUACUAAGUCUGUGUCGGUAAACUAGAUGAAACGUUUGUAAUUUGUGUACAAAUAAUAAAUAAGUAUGUUUUGAAUUCAUAAUAUGUAAUUUUUAACUUAUAAAUAUUUUGAUAGUGACUAGAUUAAUAGAUAUUGUUUUCUAUUAAUCCUUUUAUUGUUUAUUAAGAAUGGCUGGUAAAGGUAAAAAAGUAGGAGCUCCAAAGAAAAAUACCAAUGGAUAUAAGAUGCCAGCCCCUAUCCCUAUCGGAGAAGUUAUCCACGAUACAAUAGCAAAGAAAAAGUGGCGAAUAGGUCCUUCUAUCGGCGUUGGCGGUUUCGGUGAAAUAUAUUCGGCUUGCAACCAUGAAGGCUCACCAAAGAAAGAGAGUAACUUUCCUUUUGUAGUAAAAAUAGAACCCCAUGAAAAUGGCCCAUUAUUUGUUGAGAAGCAUUUUUAUAUAAGAAAUGCAAAUAAGGAGGAUAUUGCUAAAUUUAUUAAAACUAAGAAACUUAGUUCUUUUGGAAUGCCUUCUUACUUUGGGAAUGGAUCUCAUGAAUACAAAGGAGAAAAAUAUAGAUAUUUGGUAUUGGAAAGAUAUGGCAAAGAUAUUUGGAGUCUGUUCAAGGAAAAUGGUAGAUUGUUUCCACCUGCAACUGUAUUUCAACUCGGUUUGCAAAUGCUAGAUGUUCUUGAGUACAUACAUGGCCGAGGCUACGUACAUGCAGAUAUUAAAGGUGCCAACAUCCUUAUGGGUCUCCGCAAAGGUACAGAGAAUCAGGCUUAUCUUGUGGACUUUGGUCUGGCAACACGUGUCAGCGACAAGGAAUUCAAGCCUGACCCUAAAUCGGCACACAAUGGAACUAUUGAAUACACUAGUAGAGAUGCUCACUUAGGAGUCCCCACAAUGAGAGGUGAUCUAGAGAUAUUGGGAUACAACAUGCUGCAAUGGCUCAUUGGAGAAUUGCCAUGGGAGAAGAAUUUGAAACAGCCGAAGACAGUACAAGACAUGAAGGAAUCUUUCAUGAAAAAUGUCAGAAGUAACAUCACAAAGCAAUACAGUAAUGUACCUGAUGCUCUGAUAAAAUUUUUGGAGUACAUUAAUACAUUGAAACCCAAAGAUGUUCCUGACUACACUAAAUGUCGCAUAUUGUUCGAUAACUUCCUCAAAAGUGAAGGUAAAUCUAGAACUAGUAAAUUAGAUUUCUCACCAGGAAAGCGAGGAAAAGCAGCGAAACAAAACCAUGAUACUGACAACAAAGACAAUUGUGAAGACGAUUCGAAGGAAACCAAGAAAAGAAAAGAAAAUGGCGAAACUACAAAAUUGGUAAAAAGAGGCAGAAAAGCUAAAACAAAUGAGACACCUCUGGAAAUAGAAAAUUGUGAGAAUGAAGAGCCUGAUGUGAGUGUGGAAAGUGCUAAAAUUGUUAAAAGUAAAAAUAAGAGGAAAUCAUCUGAACCUUUGGUAGUUGUAAAAGUAAAGAAAACCAAAUUAACACCAAAAGCUACACCACCAGCUAAAAAAAAUCAUGCAAACAUUGCAACACAAACAUCAGUUGAAAGACCAAAACGUAGUCCCAGACAGGUUUCAUUUGACAGUCCUAUAUGUGAAAUCAUUGGUGAUAAAAAGCCUUUAAAAUUAUCAAAAGAGAACGAAUCUGUUAACUCAAGUGGAGAUAUAUUCGAUGAUUCAUUUACGAUUGAGGGGGAAAAAGUUAAACCAAAGAAAAGGUUGCUUUCAGAUGAAAAAGUUACAGUAAAGAGAAUUGUCAAAAAGAAAGUGACAACUACAAAACCAAAAGGUAAAUCUUGGAAGAACUGUGCUACUAUUGUGAAUGGGAGAUCACCACCUAAAUGACGAAAUUAACUGUGAGAUCAUAUCUAAAUUCUGUUUGUAAGUUAGAGACUGCAAAAUAAAAAUAAAUCAUUAGAUCAUCAAUAAAUUGGUACAUACUCCAGUUACAGUAUAAAAUAUUAUUGCCUCAAUACUGGUGUAGACAGUAAAUGAAAAUAAAGAUAUUUUUUUCUGUAUAAACAUGCUUUUACCGAUAAUCACGCUACAAUGUUUAUUUUAUUUAUAAUAUUAUUUAAAUUAAUUAUGAAAAAACACUUAUUUGAUACUCGUUCGCACACGAAUAUAAACAGCGCGUGACGUCACAGCCUUCUAAAGAUGUCAUAAAUUUGACUUUGAUAUACACAGAACCUGAACCCCUGCAGUGGGGACGUAAAAGG
This is a messenger RNA of Diatraea saccharalis (sugarcane borer), 2221 nucleotides long. The record is from the annotation of a GenBank genome assembly. NCBI's taxonomy places the organism in Eukaryota, Metazoa, Arthropoda, Insecta, Lepidoptera, Crambidae.